CUCUGGCCCUCGGCUGGGAUGAACUUCAAAAGGCCCUCGGCUGGGAUGAACGUCUCUGGCCCUCAGCUGGGAUGAACUUCAAAAGGCCCUCGGCUUUUACUCUUUGGUUCCUCUCCGUCUUCGCUCCCUUGCCAGCCACAGCAAUGGUCUGAAGUAGCAGUCAACGGAUUUGAUCUUGGUAAACCACCGAAAUGUCUUCUAAACCCACUUGUCUAAUUGUGGCCAGUGCAGCUGCACAAGGAGUGUCUGCUCAGUCGUUCCAUCAAGCCUUCUGUCUCUGUAGUUCAGUGUUCAACCUGCAGACUGCUACACCAGGGGGCAAGCCCAUAGAUUUUGUCGGGGUGGAUGAUACCACGGCCAGAUGGAUCCAAGACUUCAGCCAGAAGUCUUUUGCAACCCCAGCCAAGCUGGAGUCAAUAGACGGUGCUCGGUACCAAGCUCUGCUGAUUCCAGACUGUCCUGGGGCGCUCACUGACCUGGCACACAGUGGCUCUCUGGCACGCAUCCUCACACACUUCACCUCACAGCAGAAGGCGGUGUGCGCUAUAGGACAAGGGGUAUCUGGUCUGUGCUGCGCCAUAGUAGAGGGACAGAAGUGGAUCUUCACAGGCUACAGUCUCACUGGGCCGUCUGUGUUUGAGCUGGUGAGGAGCCCAGACUUUGCCAACCUGCCUCUGAUCGUGGAGGACUUUGUCAAGGACAGCGGAGGAUCGUACACCGUCAGGAGGAUGCCGUGCAUGUAGUGAUCGACAGACACCUGGUGACCGGACAGAACGUCCUGUCUACGUCGGUCGCUGUCAAUAACCUCAUUAUGCUCUGUAAUGGAAAGUAACAUGUCUUCUGUUCUGCUAUGUGGGGACCACAUGUCUUCUGUUCUGCUAUGUGGGGACCACAUGUCUUCUGUUCUGCUAUGUGGGGACCACAUGUCUUCUGUUCUGCUAUGUGGGGACCACAUGUCUUCUGUUCUGCUAUGUGGGGACCACAUGUCUUCUGUUCUGCUAUGUGGGGACCACAUGUCUUCUGUUCUGCUAUGUGGGGACCACAUGUCUUCUGUUCUGCUAUGUGGGGACCACAUGUCUUCUGUUCUGCUAUGUGGGGACCACAUGUCUUCUGUUCUGCUAUGUGGGGACCACAUGUCUUCUGUUCUGCUAUGUGGGGACCACAUGUCUUCUGUUCUGAAAAGCCUUGGGCCGGGAUUCAAUCCGAACAUGCUUUGAUGGCUAUGCGCCGUUUUUAAAAAGGGAAUCAGCCAUCGAAUAGACAAAUGCAGUAUUGGAUCAUGAAUGCGAACUGGAAUAUUUUGCCUUUUAAGGAGCUACUGCCUUUGAAAAGCAACGAAUCCAUUUGGAAAAUGGCCAAUUUGGCGUCGAUUAUGAGUUAGAAACAGUUGUUCUACUGUCAAAAUUGACAGAAGUGUAAAUCAGAUAAUUUUGGUCAUAAAGUGGGUCUGGUCUAAAAUGGAGAUUGGAACAUCUGUGCGUCACAAUGAAGGGUUUUGAUUUGACGAUGUCUAUUGACUCACUAACAUGGGGUGAACAGCUGCUGUGAUUGCUCUCUAUCCAAUAGAAAAAAACUGUGACCGACCUGCCCAGCAGCUCCAAGACAAGUCACACAGAAAUACUGCACCAAAAACCUUUUUAGAUGUAAAAUUACACAACUAUAACAUCCUCGACAAAAACGUCUACAUUUAUUACAUAUUUAUUGAGUUAUCUUAGAUUCAUUCUGGGGAUUUUCAGGAAGUGAAAUAGGCUUCGUGGCGGGAAGCCAUACAGCAUUAACUAAACCUCGGAAUCGGUCAGGAAACACUUCCAAAACUGAAAUCUGUUUCUCUAAUAAGCAACAGAAAAACACGUGCCAAUCGGCUGCUUCCGUGGCUCUUUUAAAAAGGUGCGUUGCCCACAAAGCGUGAUCGGAUUUAACCCCAGCCUUAUUUUGACAUGAACAGGAUAUGAUUUAGCAGACAGGGCUCAUCAGAGUAUACAUACAGUAACAAAAAAACGCAGGCAACAUCUCAAAGUAGAGCUCCUUUACAUUUAGUGCUAUCAAGGACAAAUAAAGGUUCUGGGUAUGAGGACAUGCUGUACAACUCCUGUCUUAUGUACUGUACACCAGAGUUGGUGCAAUUCCAUUUCAGAAAGUAAACCAAAUUACAAUUCUACCUUUUAUUGAAGAGAAUUGGAAUUUCAGUGCUCUUCCUGAAUGGACUGGAUUUUAGAUGGAAUUGAGGCCAACCCUGCAGUCUACUACUAGCUACUACUAGCCCGCCCCCCCCCCCCCCCCACACACAGUCUACUACAGCAGAGGUUUGUAGUACAACUAGCCCCCCCACACACACACACGUCAAGCAUAAUUCAGCAGCCACCGGUGAGGUAUUAGAAAAAGUAUCACUGUAUGUAUGUAAAUUUCUAUUGUCGAUUACAUUUGUAUAUUAAAAACAACACUGAACAAUG
Oncorhynchus nerka (sockeye salmon) is the source of this 2450-nucleotide messenger RNA. RefSeq names its product glutamine amidotransferase class 1 domain containing 1 (gene gatd1). Gene Ontology annotation, molecular function: glyoxalase III activity. The record is from RefSeq and is a predicted model, not a curated record. The transcript is spliced from 8 exons. Bases 192 to 743 code for a protein of 183 amino acids. Lineage: Eukaryota; Metazoa; Chordata; Actinopteri; Salmoniformes; Salmonidae. Gene Ontology annotation, cellular component: cytoplasm.